This is a messenger RNA of Colletotrichum aenigma, 1644 nucleotides long. It is a transcript of the gene BEA4-2, whose product is annotated as Beauvericin cluster-specific repressor BEA4. The transcript is spliced from 3 exons. Bases 1 to 1644 code for a protein of 547 amino acids. Lineage: Eukaryota; Fungi; Ascomycota; Sordariomycetes; Glomerellales; Glomerellaceae. Gene Ontology annotation, biological process: positive regulation of transcription by RNA polymerase II. Gene Ontology annotation, molecular function: DNA-binding transcription factor activity, RNA polymerase II-specific; transcription cis-regulatory region binding; zinc ion binding. The record is from RefSeq and is a predicted model, not a curated record. Gene Ontology annotation, cellular component: nucleus.
AUGAACUCAUCAAAACCCCGCCGUACCCUCGCUGGGCCCAUCUUCCGCGUCCGCACGGGAUGUCUGACGUGCCGCGGCCGCAAGAAGAAGUGCGAUGAGACGAAGCCGCGGUGCCGCGGCUGCGAACGCAACCGGCUCGAGUGCAAAUGGCCCCCGUCUGCAGCCCCCAAGACCGCCCCGCCGAAGCCGGCCGGCGCAUCGGAGACCGCGCGGCAAGAGGGCGGCGAAUCUGCCGGCGCUUCUGCCCAGUCAGAGGCGUCUCCCAGCAUGCAGGAGUCUCCGCCUCGCCAAAGCAAUCAACCCUCACACUCUUCGCCAAUGGGCCAGAACACAUCGCCAUCUCAAUCGUCAGAGUCACCGAGCGGCGCGUCGACGGGAUCGAGUCCACGGCCACCAACGCGAGCGUCAGCAACAAGCCCGAAUGAUCCGCAACCAUCUCCAGAGAACCAUCUCGACUUCUUGGCAUCACUAGACUUCCUCUCCUUCCCUACUCCAGCCGUCCCUGGGAGUAGUCGCCAAGAUGAAGAAACCCCGGAGGUUCCGACGAGCCUAGUGACGGCUUCGCCUGUGAGAGCUGCGGCGAGUCCAGUGACGCAAGUUCCAAGGACUCUAUCAUUCCUGCCUGGAACUAAUGAUAGCUUCUCAAUGGAGCUGCUGAGCCAUUACCUGGCUGCUACGACAAUCAGUAUGGCCAACGGUUCCACGGUACAGAAUCCCUUCAGCGAGCAGCUGAUACCAAUGGCGUUCAAGAGCGACCUCGUCUUGCAGCUACUUCUAGCACAGAGCGCGGUCCAUCGGGCCGCAAAAUCUCUGAAUGACUUCGACAGUGUCGCCAACACAUACUAUGAUCGGUCGCUACGAUUAUUCCAGCAGAACCUCUCCAAGUUCAUGGGCGAGCAAUCCAGGGAACAGACACUAUUACUGGGCAUAGCUGCCCUGAUUCUAUGUUUCAUCGAGACAGCUAAAGGCGAUAUCAACGGCACGACUUACGACCAUCUCAUCGCAGCGAAGUCGCUCAUCGUACCCUCACUCCCCCUCCUCAUCUCCCUUCCAAAGUCCAUGAGACAGUUUCUUGUCGAAUACUACGUAUACACAGCCACGCUCAGCAUGAUCUCGAUAGACGCUCGGAUCAGUGACCAAUACUUCCUGGACAACGACAUGGCCCUCUUGGCGACUGAGCUCGUAGCGGAAUCCUAUGUCGGCAACUUGUGUGGCACCUGGCUGAACCUAAUCCUUCUGAUCCCUCCAAUAUUUGACCUCGCCCGCCGAGUACAAACCCGUUCCGGCACCCCAGGCUGGCGCCCUUCGGCAGAUGAAUUCAUGCUUUUCGCCCAACUACAAAGCCAAGUACAGGCGUGGACCCCGAACCCGGCGGUCAGCCCAGACGUUGCGCUGGCCGGAUACGUGUACCACAAAGCUGUGACGCUGUAUCUCUACACGGCCCUUCACCCUCUGUCUGGGGAUGAGAAUGGGAUCAUGGCUGUGUCUACCCAAACGGCGCUGGCGGAGGCGUUAUCACAUCUGGCGCAGCUGGAUCCAACUGUGAGGAACAUUUUUGAGGGAAAGACUGGGGCAUACUUUUGCGUCGAUUGGUCUAGGAAACAUCCGGCAAACCUCUGUAUUGCUCCAGCAUAUUUGGGAUGA